Molecule: messenger RNA, 3656 nt
Organism: Ylistrum balloti
Lineage: Eukaryota; Metazoa; Mollusca; Bivalvia; Pectinida; Pectinidae
Product: 43 kDa receptor-associated protein of the synapse-like
Exons: 6
Coding region: 704-1981 (425 amino acids)
Biological process (GO): chemical synaptic transmission
Molecular function (GO): acetylcholine receptor binding; protein-membrane adaptor activity
Source: RefSeq, a predicted model, not a curated record
UCUGUUGAAAUGACGAAAUGAGUGAAAAGACGUUUUGACGGAUUGUUUAUAUCAAUUAGCCGCGGUCAGCCACUGAAUCAAGCUCAAUUCAAAUAGCCGAUGCUUUUGAAGAAGUUAUUAGUGUUUGUAAACAAGAGAAGAGUGGAAUGCUACACCCUACUAUAGACCUAGUUUGUCCAGAUGUGCUAGUAUGCAAGUUUUGUGUAGUCGGAACCCGGUGUUGAACCAUGCGCGUGAAUGGCGCGUGGAUGGUUUUCACAUUCCUGUUCCGACCUCCUGCUUGGUUUUGGAGAGUUAAUUGAUCGAGGUGUAUUGGAAUUGUUUAAAGUAUAAUGUCAAAGAUGAGAGGCAUUCCGCGGGCAGCUGCCAUCAGGAAACUCUGUAGCCGAGUAUUAUAUAUAGUUGAAGAGCUAAGCGGCCGUUGCAGUAUUGAACGUGCAUAGUGUAGUACACGUGUGUGCAUGCAUGGUAUACCAGAUUGGCAGAGAUUUGGCUCAAGAAUUUGACGAAGUUUAAGCCAAAACUUAAAACCGAUCUCAUUCCGUGACACAGAAUGGCAGUUAGCAGGGAUUUCCGCAGUGAAAAGGAAAGAAGAUAUUUGUAUUUUGCGGACUGAUUGGGAUUCUCUUGCUAAAAGAGACACAUUUCGUUGGUUUUACUUCCAGGUUCAUUUAAGUGCGCUUGCCAUAAAAAAAUUAUAAAAAUGGGACAAAAGGUCGGGAAGAAAGGCGUGGAGAAAGGCCUUGAACAUUACAAAGAACAACUGUUUGAGGAAGCUGCUAUGGAAUUCCUCAAUGUCCUGAAAAAAACGAAUAAAACGGAAAAAUCCGCGGACAAGUUCGUUAUAUACGGAUAUCUCUGUACAAUUUAUUACGACACAGGAAAAUACCGCGACAUUUUACGAUAUGCAGACCAUCAGAUUGACAUAGCAAAUAGUUUAAAAGAUUCCUGUAUGAAAGCGGAAGCAUUCUUUAAUCUAGCUCGUGGGAAUGAGCGACUUUCGCUGUUUGAUAAAGCUGUUUUAUUUUGUAAAGAAAGCAUAACCGUCAACUCUAAACAUUCGAACAUUCUUGGAUACUCUCAUUUAUGCCUAGGGAACGCUUAUUUCGGAUUGAGUGAUUUUUGUAAUUGCUGUAAAAAUAUUGAUCUCAGUUUGGCAAUCGCUCGACAGACGAAAGACAAGCGCUUAGAUAUAUUGGCGAACGCAAGUUUUGGUACAUUGUUCACAGCUCUGAGAGAUUAUGACACCGCUCUCUACUACUUCGAGCGUGCUCUGGACACUUUACACGGACAGAAUGACACGGACAAUUUGGACCAAUAUCAGCGCCUCCUGGAGGUGUGUCUGGCUGUCCCCUACUUCCGCAAAGGGAGGCAAAACGACGCCAUGGAAACAUGUGAGGAUGCCUUGAAGAUGGCUAUGCAGUGUAAAGAUCGUCCAGUUCAGGCAAAGUGUCUAUUUACAUUCGCCGAGAUUCAUCGAACGCGGAAGGAUACGGAGCGAGCUAAUCCCCGCUACGAGUCAGCCUACUCUAUCUACACAGAGAUUGGCGACAGGUACGGGCAGAUGGAGGCAUUACGCGGGAUGGCAAAAUCGACCACACUAUCUGGAGAUACCCAACAGGCUUUGGAACUCUACCAGCGAGCUUUGGACCUAUCAGAAUCUAUUGGGAACAAGUACGGGACCAUGCAGUGUAAUGUAGCAUUAGCGAAUCUAUACAGCGAUGAUGACAACCAAUCUAUGGCUGACACCUACCGCAGCGCCGCAAGAACUCUAGUGGAGCAGAUGGAACUCUUUUGUGGUGUUUGUGGUGAGACAAUGGGUCAAAUUCCAGAGGAGUUAUAUCCCUUACCAUGCGGCCAUUUGAUACAUAACAGGUGUGGACCCCACCUGGCUCGAUACACCUGGGGAAGGAAAGGCACACGUAGACCAUGCCCCUCGUGUCGUGUCAAGUCAUCUGGUAACCCUAUCCUGGAAUUAUAGAGUGUCACCAGAAAGUGCUCUAGUGUUAGCAGUCGGGGAUUACCAUACACUUGCAGACACUUUACCGGAGUUUAAGAUCUUUCAUCAAAGAGUUGAUAUAUUGUAUCGUUAUUUGCGGUAAAGUCAUUUCGUUUAAUAAACGGAUUAACAUUAUUCUGGUGCAUGAAACAUCCCUGAAAUCAGCAUUAAUGAAAGCGUUAUCUUGGAACUACCGAAAAAGUCAUGAAAUCCAUGCUUGUCAUAUGGUCUACAUUCAUAUCUCGAAGAUGUGAUACUAAGUGCAACAACACCAGAAAGAAGAAGACGGUGGUGAUAUUAAUUACUUUGAACAUUAAUAAUGAAGUGUUGUAGUAAACAUAAGGACAUUUUAUGGAGUAAUGUUGAGUACAUUGAAGAAGUGGUACUUUGUGAUACUUCAAAGGGGCCAUCACACAGACAAAGUGAACAUAUGCAUCUUACAUAAUUAAUCAAGACAAUUCUGUACGGUUGAGGACUACAUCAUUACCAAUCUUAAAGUAGAAGCUCUCCAACUUGCUUCAAUCUCAUAUGUCACAGACAGAUUCAACAAUGUGUUCCAGUUAGCAACAAAAACGGGUUUACCAAUUAAUUUCAUUGUUCAUUAUAGAGAGAAGCGUCCUAGCAUGCUCCUUUUAAUAAGUCAAAAAUGUCCUCUGACAAUUUCUAGGCAAUGCUUACAUUUCUGUUGGAACAGCCAUAUGGAAUCAUGGAGGUAAUUAUUGAAUUUAUCAAAUAAUUUAACAAAACGUGUCGAUAGUUUUUGACACAACUUUCAGUAAGGACAAUAACCAUAAUAACAUAGUAUUAUUACUCAAAUUAGUGUAUAUAGAUCUGGUAAGGAAGUUAGCAUGGCGAUUAUUGAACAAAGUAACAAUAAGCACGUUAAUAAUAUGUUAACAGCAUCCCCCCAUUUCAGUUCAGUACUAAUCUGGAGGACCAAUAAAUUAUUUUGAAAUUACUAACAUUCUGUAGCUAUACCUCGGAUCAUAUUGCAAGUAAAUUCUUUCAACAUUGGACAAUGGGAAAUGAAAAGUUAAUUAAAGAAAACUAUAUGUUUUUACCUAACUGAAAAUAUUUCUAUAUCUUCAUUUUAAAUAUUUUUACAUAUGAUUACCAAUAAUCGACAUUUGUUUACUGAUUUGUUUAAACUGUAACAGGAAGUCAACCUCAACGGCAAAAAUGUUAAGUUUCGCCUGAUAUUGAAAUCACUAUAGAAACGAAAAAAAAAAGAGAAGAAAAUCUGCAUUUACAUACAUAUCUUGUCCCCCCAUUUUUUUGUCUUAUUUUGACCACUUUGCCAAACAGGAGGAAGUUCAAAUGCAGCGAAAGUUUCUCAGUAUGUUAGUCAUUUUGCUGUAAAUUGCUAUUACUCGGUAAUAUAUAAGCAUAUAGCAGGAGAGGAGAAAAGAAUAUAUACACAGCAUAGAAAAGUAUAAAAACCUAGGCAAUAUAUUUGUAGCUUAUCGUUGUCUAGAUUAUAUUUUGGUCAAUUCUCUCAUUUAAAACAUUCCAAAGUGAUAAAUCGUAUUGUUCCCACAUUUGACGUUGUGUUGUAUUCCCAGAUGUUUCGUAAAUACUAAAUAUUGUCUAUAAAUUUACUCUUACAUGGAACAAAUGAAUGCAUAAUGCGUAUUAUACGCUGAUAUCAAAAUGUAUA